Molecule: messenger RNA, 346 nt
Organism: Sinocyclocheilus grahami
Lineage: Eukaryota; Metazoa; Chordata; Actinopteri; Cypriniformes; Cyprinidae
Product: cytochrome b561-like
Exons: 3
Coding region: 74-346 (90 amino acids)
Cellular component (GO): lysosomal membrane
Molecular function (GO): oxidoreductase activity
Source: RefSeq, a predicted model, not a curated record
CCGCUGCCUGUCGGUGGGUGUCAAGCCCAGGAGGGAAAAGACAGAACAUAAGCCAUCACUAUCAGACGAUGUGAUGGAGGGUAUGCCGGUGAGCAUGGGUGGCUUGCGGACGCUGCCGUGGUACGUGGCGGGCUCUCAGGUGCUGGGGGUGGCAUGUGUGGUGAUCACAGGCGUGUGGAUGGGACAUUACCGCGGAGGCUACGCCUGGGACGGCUCCACACAAGAGUUUAACGUCCACCCUCUCUGUAUGGUCCUCGGCCUGGUCUUCCUCUAUGGAGAUGCUGUUCUGGUUUAUCGUGUCUUUAGAAACAGAAUCACAGAGAAACUGCUCUUCAGUAUCAUGUGA